Messenger RNA from Caenorhabditis elegans, 1011 nucleotides. RefSeq names its product Seven TM Receptor (gene str-69). The transcript is spliced from 3 exons. Lineage: Eukaryota; Metazoa; Nematoda; Chromadorea; Rhabditida; Rhabditidae. The record is from RefSeq and is marked reviewed. The coding region runs from base 1 to 1011 and encodes 336 amino acids.
AUGUCGGCUCUGACACUGUUUGAACUAUCCCAUGUAUUCACAAUUGUUGAGUUCUUUGCCAGCACUUUUACCAAUCUCAUUCUAAUAUUUCUCACUGCUUUUUACGUGAAAAAUUUGUUCGGAACCUACAAACGAAUGGUCAUUUAUUUUUCAACGCUUGGAAUUGUAUUUUCAGCAUUAGAAAUUACCGCAAAACCGUUUUCUCACAACUAUAACGGUUCUCUACUAUAUUUCAGUACAAGCGAGUUGCCUGAAACUUUUGUAUCUUUAUUAAUGUCAUCUUGGAGCGCGUUUUAUAUAAUUGUAGUUGCAUUUAUAGCAGUACAAUUUGUCUAUAGAUAUCUUUGUUUGACUAACUACAAUGCAACAAAAAAAUUUGAUGGCGUCAAAACUGUUUUUUGGAUAAUUUAUCCCUUAGUGCCAGGGGCAUUCUACACUAUUUCCAUGAAUUUUCUGUGUGCAGCCGAUGAAUAUUCCGAUAGUUACGUACAAGCUACAAUAAGUAAAAAUUACGGGCUCGAGGUGUCAAAGUUGCCAAGAUACUCUAUGAUCGCAUUUUCUGCCGAUGGAUCCUUACGGUGGAAUACAGUUAUAUAUUUGAUCAUAGGAAUUUCUUCAAUAAGUUUUCACUAUUUUAUCAUUAUAGUGUGCUGCUACAAAAUGCACAUCUCCAUGAAAAUAGAACUGGCAAAGUUUUCCGUCAAAAACCAGACGCUUCACCGUCAAUUUUUCAAAGCGCUCAUCGUACAAAUAAUCGGUCCAACUAUUUUUCUGAUCAUUCCGACCAUCCCAAUUUUCUUCGCACCGUUGCUCUCGCCUAUUCUCAAAAUUGAUGUCGACUGGCAGACGGGCAACUUAUUUGCCCUUGUUGGCUUUAAUGCUCCAUUUGACAGUAUUGCAUUUAUGUUAAUUGUUUCAGAAUAUAAAACAAUCGUUAAACAGAAAUUGUGCGGCGUUUCGGUGGUUUCGGUGGUUUCAACAGCAAUAGUUACUCAGCCAGUGCUUUUUUGA